Messenger RNA from Aedes aegypti (yellow fever mosquito), 7712 nucleotides. RefSeq names its product low-density lipoprotein receptor-related protein 6 (gene arr). Lineage: Eukaryota; Metazoa; Arthropoda; Insecta; Diptera; Culicidae. The record is from RefSeq and is a predicted model, not a curated record. Gene Ontology annotation, molecular function: protein binding. The transcript has 6 exons. The coding region runs from base 1502 to 6574 and encodes 1690 amino acids.
AAGUUGUAGUAAGUCGUGUUUGAGCCGUGCUACGAGUCGCACGUACGCCCUUUCGUUGCUCCGCGUGUGUAUUGUUCUAUUUUUAAGUGGCUUUAAUUAUUGUGAUUCCGUGCGUGCGGGAAUAGAGAAGACAAUAGUGACUGUCGUCGUUGUUGAUUGUAGACUGCUAUAUUGUGGCUUUUCGAUAGAACCAAUCGUGCCGUAUGGUCGCUAACAAGCUUUAAUGACCGGUGGUAAUUGAAUUAAGCAGCUUGCGGUGCGCACUUGAGUCUUGAGUCUGGUUUGGGAAGCAGCAAAAAGUGUGGUCCGAGUAAAGCUCUUAAUAGUGUUCGUGUCUGCGAUGGAACGUCCCAUCAGUGUAUCCAAGAAGUAAAUCUCGACUCUGGUCUGGCCAUCGUCUUGGUCUUGGUCGCCGGUUCUUCGUAUCGAAGAUCUUCUGGAUCUUGGUGGCGUACGUGUGCUGUUGAUGGAAACCGUACAUGUGUGGUGCCUGCCGUCAGCCCUCGAGAAUGGUGGUGUUCAAUCAGUCAGUGUGUUGUUUAGUUAGUUAGAUAUUUGGUUUUAUUGGAAGUUCAAUAUAUGUGAGCUGCCAAGGAUGGCCGUAGCAAAAUACGAGCUGUAAAAUAAUCCGGUGUGGGGAAGGAUUACGAGAUUUUCUGUUGAGAGAUUUCAAGGCGGGAUUGAGGUUUCGAACAACUUGUGCAAUAAACCAGAGACAGUGCUGUGAUCUCUCGAAAGCCAAUUUAUAUGGAUGCUCAAUUCUUAAGCUUAUCAAAGGAUUUCUAACUUUUAUUGAUACACCUCAACCACACAUCCAAGGCGGAGUGAAGCGUAACUCCGUACUCCGCACACUUCAGAUUCAACCGGUCCUUGCAUCGAGUCUUCCGUAUACACACAGGUCACUCACGCGAUCAGCGUACAACACCCUCGAAUCGCACCCGGAAUGAACCCAGCUGUGCCGAACUCAAGAAUCGACGAAUAACAGAACAGAAAAUCAUCAUAACAAGAGAUCUUCUACCAAGUCCGUAGACCGUAGUGCGAAGAAGGAUGUGUGCGCGAGCGAAGAAAAGUUUCGACUGCAAACGAGAGAAGUUCUAAACAAGAUCGCUACCACACAUCUGGAGAAGAACCCCGGGAGAAGACGGUAUCGUGUCGAUCGUGUCCCGUGCGUUUCGAAGAAAUUGGUGCGUUUUUAUAGUUUUCCUUCGGUUUCCUCUUGUUUCGACGUUUUGACAAGUGCCUUAUACGCCUCAAAACAUACAGCGAAGAAUUUUACGAUUCGGUUGAAAAGCGAAAAGUUUUAAGGAAGUAUCAUUCAGAGCAAGAAUAAGGUGAAAAUUUGGGGGUGAUUUCAUGAGCGAAGGUAGAAGAAAAGGUCGAUAGCUAAGCUACAUGUGAAGAAGAAUUCCCAAUAGUUGUUGUGUGUCGCCUGGUUUGGCCAGGCUAGUUAACGUGCGUGUUUCUUUUGGCCGUUGGGUAGUCAGAGGCUGAGAAUGACGAGAUGGCCUACGGGCCGAAGAUUUCGCGAUUGUCGCGAGCAGCUGAAUGUCGUCGACGCCCGGCGUCGUUGCUAGUGUCCACUAGCUCAACUGGCCGGUUCCCGUGGAUGCUGGUGCUGAUGCUGGUACUGAUUGGCGGAGGUGGACCAUUGCUGUCGACUUCGAGUACAGGUUUCGCCAAUGCAUUCACGAACCAGUUGCUCUACACCACGUACAUCGACAUUCGGCUGGCGAAUGUCACCAUCCAGCAGAACACCACCUGCUCGGUGGAGAUCCUGGUCAAGGAUCUGAACGAGGCGUCCGCCAUGGACUUCUACUACGAUCGGGGCCUGGUGUGCUUCACCGAGCACAACUCCGAGACGAUCCAGUGCGCCCAGAUGCGGGGAGAUGGGGCGCCGCAGGCCACCGUCAACAAAACAGCUGUGAUAACCCACGGGCUGGACAAGCCCGAGGGUCUAGCGAUAGAUUGGUAUACCGAUAAGCUCUACUGGACGGACGGCGAGACGAACCGCAUCGAGGUCGCGACGCUGAACGGAAAGUUCCAGAAGGUGCUGAUCUGGAGUGAUCUCGAUCAGCCACGUGCCAUAGCUCUAGUACCUGCCAGGCGGUUCAUGAUCUGGACCGAUUGGGGCGAAAGUCCAAAGAUUGAACGUGCCAGCAUGGAUGGCGAUCCGCAAUCGAGGGUGGUGCUGGUGCACGACCGGAUAUUCUGGCCAAACGGAUUGGCCGUUGAUCUGGAAAAUGAACUCAUCUACUGGGUUGAUGGGAAUUUGCACUUCUUGGAUGUGAUGAACCUCGACGGCAGCAAUCGGAGGACCCUGGUCAACAACCUAGACUACCCUUAUAGUUUGACCUUCGCACCCAACUACCUCUUUUGGACCGAUUGGCAAGACGGAACCUUACAUUAUUACAACAUAGCCACCGAAAAACACGAAAAAAUUUUGGACAGUCCCGUCGUCCCAAUCACCAUCCACGCAUGGGACCCCCGUCUUCAACCGGCAGCAGAUAACCCCUGCCGGAGAAACAACGGCGACUGCUCCCAUCUGUGUCUUCUUUCAACCAACAUGGCGGGGUAUAGCUGCGCCUGUCCCACUGGGGUCAAACUACUCAGCCGGACACAGUGCGCCGAUGGUCCGCAAGAUAUGUUGUUCGUGGUACAACGAACUCAAAUCAGUCGGAUAUCACUGGAUUCGCCGGAUUAUACCAGCAUUCAGUUGCAGUUGGGGAAGGUACGGUACGCGAUCGCCAUAGACUACGACCCGGUGGAUAACUACAUCUAUUGGUCGGACGAGGGAUCGAACGCAAUAAAGAAGGUACGACCCGAUGGCACGGGUAUGGUCGAAGUUGUCAACACGGAGAUCCAGAGCCCUGAUGGACUGGCGGUGGAUUGGUUGGCGCGAAAUUUGUAUUGGACGGAUACCGGAACUGAUCGGAUACAGGUAUGCCGCUUGGAUGGGUCGUUCAGGCGGGUGUUGAUCUACGAGCAUCUGGAAGAACCGAGGGCAAUCGCGUUGGCACCGACGCUGGGUUGGAUGUUCUGGAGUGACUGGAGUGAGAAAGAUCCGAAAAUUGAGCGAGCUUCGCUAGACGGGACGGAACGGGUGUUGAUCGUUCAGCAGAAUUUGGGUUGGCCCAAUGGGAUUGCUUUGGAUGUGGAGGCGAGGAAGAUCUACUGGUGCGAUGCAAAGAUGGACCGGAUCGAGGUCGCCAAUAUGGACGGAUCCGGUAGGAAUAUUAUCCUGUCGGACAAUUUGCCGCAUGCGUUUGGAUUGAGCCUGUUGGGUGAUUAUCUAUAUUGGACUGAUUGGCAGAGAAGAUCUAUUGAUCGAGCAAAUAAGUUGAAUGGAAAUGAUCGAACAGUUAUCGUGGAAGCAUUCCCUGAUUUGAUGGGUCUAAAGGUCGCGAAGCUUGGUGAUGCGAAAGGCAACAAUCCAUGUGCAAUACGGAACGGAGGUUGCUCCCAGCUGUGUCUCAACCGACCGAGGGACUACGUCUGCAGAUGUCAGAUCGAUUACGAGCUGGAUCGCGACAACAGGACUUGCUUCAUACCAUCUGCGUUUCUGUUGUUUUCAAGACACGAUACGGGAAGCAUCGGAAGGAUUUCCAUCGAUAGUCACAACCAUACGGAUUACGCUCCGUUUAGAAGUGUGAUUGACGCCCAUUACCUGGACGUCGACAUAGCCGAUCGGAGAAUUUACUGGGCUAGUCAAAAGCAGAAGCACAUUUCCCGAGCGUACAUCAACGGCUCGAACGUGGAGAAAAUCGUUGAAUCCGGAUUGAUUCAACCGGAAGGGAUCGCUGUGGAUUGGCUUGCUCACAACAUCUACUGGACGGAUGCGGAAGCUAGACGGAUCGAGGUGGCUAGGCUGGACGGAAGCAGUCGGCGGAUCUUGAUCUGGAAGGGGAUAGAAGAACCGAGGAAUCUGAUCCUAGAACCACGUCGAGGAUUGAUGUAUUGGGCAGAAUGGCCUUCGGAUUCUAUCCGUCGAGCUGUGAUGGACGGAAGUGAGUUGAAAACCAUCAUUUCGGGAGCCAACCUUGCGACUGGGUUAACGCUGGAUCCGGACACUCGCCGUCUGUAUUGGGCCUGUCAGAGUUCGCCGAUUGCUAUUGAAUCUGCCGAAUGGGACGGCACCAAACGGAAAGUUCUUGUGACGGCAGAUUCCGACAAUCCGUUUGUUCCCCACGCCGUGACCUUAUACAAGGACUACGUCUACUGGAGCGAUUGGAAUACGGGAGAGAUCGAGCGCGCCAACAAGACCACCGGCUUCAACCGUACUCUUGUCCAUACGAACCUGAAGUACACCAAUUCGCUAUUAGCAUUCCAUCCGUUCCGCCAGUCCGGAUCGAAUCAAUGUCGAACCAACAAUGGAGGUUGUUCGCAUCUGUGUUUGGCGCUGGGUCAACGGAAGAUGACUUGCGCUUGUCCGACGCACUACACCUUGACAGCGAAUCGCGUAUCCUGUAGUCCACCGAAGAACUACAUCAUCUUCAGCCAGCGGAAUUCGUUCGGACGGUUCAUGCCCAACACAACCGAUUCGCCGGAUGUGCCUCUGCCGGUUACGGGGAAGAACAUCCGCGCCGUGGAGUACGACGUUGUGACGCGUUACGUCUACUGGAUUGACGGUCGGGGUCCCAUUAUCCGACGGGCGUUUGACAACGGUACCAGCGCCAAGGUGUUCAUCGACCCGGCUUCAUCCCCGUUCGACAUGGUGAUCGAUCCGAUAGGGCGACUGCUGUUCUGGAGCUGCUCGCAUACCAACACCAUCAACAUUACCACUUUGGAUGGCGAAAUCGACCGCAUUGGGAAUGUCGACAUCGGCAACUCUGAGAAACCACGUAGUUUGGCGUUACAUCCGACCAAGCGGUUGCUGUUCUGGACAGACGUCGGUACCGCGCAAUCCAUCAUCCGCGCCAAACUUGACGGGACGCAGCGGAAGGAGCUGAUAUCGCGGCUCGAAGGAAUCACGGCGUUAGCGCUGGAUCCAUUGACAAAUCGACUGUUUUAUGCCCACGGCAAACGGAUCGACAUGAUGGAUAUCGACGGCAAGGAGAUCAAACCCCUGGUGACCGAACACAUCAGCCUGGUAUCCUCCAUUGCUGCUCUGAAUGGAUACAUCUACUGGUUGGAUGAGCGUCCCGGGAUGGAGCGAAUUUCCAUGAUCGGUGAAACCCGUCGUACGGAGAUUCAGAAGAUACCGCACAUCACGGAUAUUGUGGCCGUAUGGACACCGGAACCGAGGAUGCUGCGAAAUCACACGUGCAAUUCGGCACGCGCCAAGUGCAGUCACAUCUGCAUCGGUGCGCCGGACGACGUCAAGGGUGAAGACGUCUGCGGAUGUCCUCAGGGGUUGAUGUUGAUGAAAGAUCGACGGAGCUGCGGAGCGCUGCCGGUGUGUGGACCGGAUCACUUCACGUGUGCGGUGACGUUCUCCAGUAAUGGCUUAGAUGGAGACAACAACAAGGACUGCAUUCCGGUCUCGUGGCGUUGCGAUGGACAGAAGGAUUGUCCGGAUAGGUCCGACGAACUAGAUUGUCCGGCUUGCGGAGCGGAUCAGUUCAAAUGUCAGUCUGGGGAGUGCAUUGACAAACAUCUGGUUUGCGAUGGAACGACUCAGUGCUUGGAUGGGUAUGAUGAAGCGGUUUGCUGUAAGCAUCCGGAAGACUUCCAGUGUCCAACGAGUAAGGUCUGCAUUUCGUACCACAAUAUUUGCGAUGGCGAUGAGCACUGUGCUAAUGGGGAAGAUGAAGCCCCGGAGCUUUGUGCCGAGUAUAAUAAUAGGAGGAUGGCUCCCAGUGGCAGUAAAAUUACUAUGCUGAUUGUGGUAGUCAUAGCGGUGGCUGUAGUCUUCAUAGUGGUCUACCUCCUGCAGACCUGCAGGUCCCGAUUUGGCGCUGGAUCUUCGGAGCCCAAGGAAGAUCAAGCAGCCGCACCACUCUCUCCAGGCGGUCUAAACAAGAAUAUCCGUGUGUCCAAGCUGACCUCCGUGGCAGACGCUGUCCGGAUGUCCACGCUCAACAGUCGCAACAGUACCAAUAGCUACGACCGGAACCAUAUCACCGGAGCGUCCAGCUCCACGACCAACGGAAGUAGUCUGAUUGGAUAUCCUCUGAACCCGCCUCCCUCGCCAGCCACGACAGCGGGUUCUGCCCGGUACUCCUCGAACUAUCACCCGUACAAACACUACAAAAUCAUCAAUCAGCCUCCACCGCCAACACCCUGUUCGACGGAUGUCUGCGACGAGAGCGAUUCCAACUACACGAGCAAAAGCGCCCGAAGCAGGGAUCGCAUCGGCGGGAUGGGAGGUGGAGGAAGUCUCGGAGGUGGAGGCACCAGUAGCAGUAGUGGCCGCGGCGGCACCAGUGGCAAGUACAAAAACAAUAGCAAUAGCGAUCGGUACGAUUCGGAACCGUAUCCGCCGCCUCCGACGCCUCGGUCACAUUACCACAGCGACGUCGGGGGAAUGCUCCCGGAAAGCUGCCCACCCUCGCCGAGUUCCAGAAGCUCGACGUACUUUUCACCACUACCUCCACCGCCUUCGCCGGUUCCGUCGCCAUCGAGGGGUUACUCGUAGCGGUAAGUUCAAAUUUGAGGUUAGGAUUUCUACGGCUAUUUUUGUUAUAGCAGAUAUUUUAGGACAUAAACCGUCGCGAUAGGAUAUAGUUUUAUGUACAUAUUUAUUUACUCAUGCCGCCAAACAGACUGCAUUGUUCAACGGUAGCAAUAUUAGGGUUACAGUGGUCCACCCUUAUUUUUAAGCAGUGCGGAUUGCCUACAUUUUUUCUAGGCAGCUCAACUGCAUGACUUCCUCGACAGUAGUCUUCCAUCGAAAUUCAUUGACCUUAUUCGAACCCGCAUUCGAAUGAAAAAAAAACAAGUGCCUAUUAGAUUUAAAAUUAGAAAAUUUGACCCUAAUUCAUCAGAUUUUGUGUCACAUUGAUGGGUUAUUUUUGUGUAAAUAAUUUUACCUAAGUCAAAAUAACUAAACUAUGAUUUCAUGGCAACUACCUAUUAGUACUGUUUGCAUAAUUUUCUGAUCAUGUCCGAUGCAAUAAAGAGCACAUUUUCCCCUCAAAAAGUACAUCUAACAAUUGUUUCCCAUAUACAUAAAACUCAUUUUAACCGUAUUGUACAAACAUAGCAUAAUCUAAGUUUAAAACAACCCUCGCAGUGAGUCCUUUAUAUUUGUGUGAGUAUAUGAGCUUCCCAUGUGAAACAAAUGCUUUCAUCUUCCCAAUCCCUAACAUUUCAUUUCAUAUGCACCAAAAAAUAGUUAAAUCACCGAUUUGCAGUAGUUGUCCACGCGAGACGGGAAAGUGUGCUCAAAAGACUGACUUAAGAAGUGCACGUUCACUGUGGUUAUUUUAUGAUAACGAGAAUCAACGAAGGCAGCCUACACAUCUAUACACAAAUCAUUUAUAUUUGAACGGAAAAAUAGAACCUUGUUGAAACAUUAGGUAGAAUACGUGUGUAAAUUAUAUAGCUUUAGCUAUAGUUAAUAGCCAUGUUUGCCUUCCAGGCAAACAGUUAGGAUGCCUCUAGAACCGAGCUUACAGUUUGAAAACAACAAUUCUGUUGAUGAGAAUAGGAUACUUGUUUAGAAACAGGAUGGAAGAGUAAAAGAGAAUUAUAGUUUUUUAAUUGUUGUACAAAAAUAUACAGAAAAUGAUGUAUUAGAGAGUUUGUUUUUCGUCCAUGAAUGAUGUAUUAGA